Messenger RNA from Eubalaena glacialis (North Atlantic right whale), 1110 nucleotides. It is a transcript of the gene GADD45A, whose product is annotated as growth arrest and DNA damage inducible alpha. Gene Ontology annotation, biological process: regulation of cell cycle. Lineage: Eukaryota; Metazoa; Chordata; Mammalia; Artiodactyla; Balaenidae. The transcript has 5 exons. The record is from RefSeq and is a predicted model, not a curated record. Gene Ontology annotation, cellular component: nucleus; cytoplasm. The coding region runs from base 52 to 549 and encodes 165 amino acids.
AGCUGCCGGGACGUUAUAGUGGACCGUGGCGAGGGCACCUGCAGUUGCAAUAUGACUUUGGAGGAAUUCUCGGCUGGAGAGCAGAAGACCGAAAGGAUGGAUAAGGUGGGGGAUGCCCUCGAGGAAGUGCUCAGCAAAGCCCUGAGUCAGCGCACCAUCACCGUCGGGGUGUACGAGGCGGCCAAGCUGCUCAACGUCGACCCCGAUAACGUGGUGCUGUGCCUGCUGGCGGCGGACGAGGACGACGACAGGGACGUGGCUCUGCAGAUCCACUUCACCCUGAUCCAGGCGUUCUGCUGCGAGAACGACAUCGACAUCCUGCGCGUCAGCAACCCUGGCCGGCUGGCCGAGCUCCUGCUCCUGGAGAGUGACGCGGGCCCCGCGUUGAGCGAGGGCGCCGAGCAGCCCCCGGACUUGCACUGCGUGCUGGUGACGAAUCCACAUUCAUCACAGUGGAAGGAUCCUGCCUUAAGUCAACUUAUUUGUUUUUGCCGGGAAAGCCGCUACAUGGAUCAGUGGGUGCCAGUGAUUAAUCUCCCUGAACGGUGAUGGCAUCUGAAUGAAAAUAACUGAACCAAAUUGCACUGAAGUUUUGAAAUACCUUUGUAGUUACUCAAGCAGUUACUCCCUACACUGAUGCAAGGAUUACAGAAACUGAUGUCAAGGGGCUGAGUGAGUUCAACUACAUGUUCUGGGAGCCCGGAGAUAGAUGACUUUGCAGAUGAAAGAGGUGAAAAUGAAGAAGGAAGCUGUGUGGAAACAGAAAUACAAGUCAAAAGGAACAAAAAUUACAAAGAACCACGCAGGAAGGAAAACAAAACUAUGUAUUAAUUUAGGAUGGUUGAGUUACAUUUAAAUAAACCAAAUAUGCUUUGUUAAAGUUUAAGUGUGCGGCAGUAGUUUGGGUAAUUUUGGUUUAUAUGCCCUCAAGUAAAAAAGAAAAAAGCAGAAAGGGUUAAUCAUAUUUUAAAACCAUAUUUUAUUGUAUUUUGAUGAGAUGUUAAAUUCUCAAAGUUUUAUUAUAAAUUGUACUAAGUUAUUUUAUGACAUGAAAGGUUAUUUAUGCUAUAAAUUUUUUGAAACACAAUACUUACAAUAAACUGGUAUGGA